GAAAGAAAUGUCUGACUUUUACUUUCGGUAUUAUGUUGGUCACAAAGGUAAAUUUGGUCAUGAAUUUAUUGAAUUUGAAUUCCGACCGGAUGGUAAAUUACGUUAUGCUAACAACUCUAAUUACAAAAAUGACACCAUGAUCAGGAAAGAGGUUUAUGUUUCCAAAGCUGUUAUCAAUGAAUUAAAACGAAUAAUCGAAGAUUCUGAAAUAAUGGAGGAAGAUGAUGAACUUUGGCCACAACCUGAUAGAGUCGGUAGACAAGAAUUGGAGAUUGUCCUGAAUGAUGAACAUAUUUCAUUCACCACUGCUAAAAUUGGUUCCUUGGUUGAUGUUAACAACAGUAAAGAUCCUGAAGGACUAAGAACCUUUUAUUAUUUGGUCCAAGAUAUCAAGUGUUUUGUAUUUUCAUUGAUCUCUCUUCACUUUAAAAUCAAGCCCAUAUAAGUAAAAAAAAAUUCCCUCUGACUGACCAGGAAACUUGAUCAAGAUAACAAACCUCUCAUGUAAAUAUUGGUUUUUCAUCAAUAUUGAAAUGAUUAUGUUCAAAUUUUCAAGUAAAGCAGAAAAGAUUCUCAACAAAAAGAGAAUAAAGUUUGACCAAAAUGAAA
This is a messenger RNA of Panonychus citri (citrus red mite), 609 nucleotides long. It is a transcript of the gene mago, whose product is annotated as protein mago nashi homolog. The record is from RefSeq and is a predicted model, not a curated record. Gene Ontology annotation, biological process: RNA splicing. Gene Ontology annotation, cellular component: catalytic step 2 spliceosome; nucleus; exon-exon junction complex. Bases 8 to 445 code for a protein of 145 amino acids. NCBI's taxonomy places the organism in Eukaryota, Metazoa, Arthropoda, Arachnida, Trombidiformes, Tetranychidae. The transcript has a single exon.